CGGUAACCCUCCCGCGACGGAGAGUUUAAACACUAAAAUGGCCGCGAGCGACGUCCUCCGAUCGCGGGAGCUCUUGGCCAUCAUUGCCGCGCACCAGAGCGGGUUACCCGAGGCGGUCGCCGAUAUACCGCGCCUUACGAGCGCCGUCAGGCUCGCCGGGUAUACCGAUAUCAAGUACCUCACAAACAUCCCGCUGCGGUUUGCGUCGUUGCCAUACCUCCAGCGGUACCGAGACCCCGCAACAAUGCUCCUCGCCCGUGCCCUCAUCUUGGCCACCAGCCGCAACUCUCAAAACGUGGACCCGGCGCUGCCCUUGCACCUCUUGGUCGUCGAAGGCAACGUAGCGACCGUCGCGCUCUGGCUCCGAUGCAAGCCCGGGUUCGUCACGUCAAGGACGCUCGAGCUCGCGGCCGUAGCGUCCCAAGGCGCCGUUCUGCGCUUUCUCUAUGAUCGCUAUCCGGCACUUGCGACGCCAACGGUGAUGGACCUCGUGGCCAAGGCAGGCGAUGCGACGCUCCUGCGGUGGCUGCACGCGGCGGGUGCGUCCUGCACCAAAGCUGCGAUGGACGGAGCGGCCAUGAACGGGCACCUGGACGCUGUCGUCUUUCUGCACGAAGCGAGAACCGAAGGCUGCACGAAGAUUGCGGCCACCGCGGCGGUGCGGAAUGGCCACGCCGACAUCGUCCGGUUCCUCCUCGAGCACCGUACCGAAGGCAUCGAUCCAUAUUUGCGCCACUCGAUCCCGUACAUCAACUACCAUACGCACUCGGUCAUUGGUACGACGCACGUGGGCGCGGUCGAUGCGGCCAUGGCGCGAUCCCUCCUCGCAUCCGAGGCCGUCCAACUCGUUACGAAAGAGGCACUGGGCUUUGCCGAGCUGCAGCACUUUUACAGCCGCGGGUACUGCACGAUGGCCAAAAGCUUGCUCGAGUGGGCCGUCACUCGCCACGACAACGCGAUGCUGGCCUAUGUCUUGGAUGGGAUUUGCACCGAGCACGCGCAGCCCAAGAGCGACGACGAGUGGCUGCCACCACUUGGCGACUGGAAGAACAGCAGAGCGAUCGACCUCGCUGCGUUUUACGGAAACGUGGCAGCACUGGAGCUCUUGCACGCGAGUCGGCUCCAGUGUGCGUCCGCGCGCGCCAUGGCCUUUGCGAGCUACAACGGACACUUGCACGUGCUCCAGUGGCUCCACGCCCAUCGCCGAGAUGGCUGCUCGGAAGAUGCCUUGGCGCUCGCUGCGGCGCGCGGCCAUCUGCACGUUGUGCGCUGGCUACUGGAAGUCUAUCAAGUGCCCAUGACCCAAGCCGCGCUCGCCACGGCAGCCUACGUGGGCGACUUGGCCAUUGUCACGUACCUCUCGAAGCUGCCAUACACCGACGGCCGUGAGAACGUUCGCAGCGGCGGGCUGUGUCGUUCGUUCCUUCCCAAGAACGGCGGUGCACUGGACCGCGGCGGCGGCGACUAUGUCAACGGCCCUGCCGCCAAGUGGGCCGCGCGCAACGGCCAUUUCGACGUACUCCAAGUGUUGCUCGCUGCUGGCCACACUUUGUAGCCGGCGGCCAUGGACGAGGCCAUUUGCUAACGCAACGCUACCUCGACAAAGUCGGCGCGCUCUUCUGCAGUUUCCUCACGAGUUGCGAUGCCAUGACGAAGAAAAUUUGUGAUUUUGUGCG
This is a messenger RNA of Saprolegnia diclina VS20, 1676 nucleotides long. RefSeq lists its product as hypothetical. The coding region runs from base 38 to 1555 and encodes 505 amino acids. The transcript has a single exon. Gene Ontology annotation, molecular function: protein binding. NCBI's taxonomy places the organism in Eukaryota, Oomycota, Saprolegniomycetes, Saprolegniales, Saprolegniaceae. The record is from RefSeq and is a predicted model, not a curated record.